GCUAAUCAAAAGUACAGGCAGAAGGCCAAGAGCCUAGUCGUGCAAAGAUCCAAGCAGCGUAUUCUCAUUCAGGUGCGAAAACAGCUUCUUCUCGACGCAGGAGAUUCGUGAACAAGCCCAUCUAAGAGCCUAGCAGUAGCUGCCUUUAUUGUGACAGAGAGAGCUUCCAACAAGGAAGGCUCAAUAAUCCCACCUCGUGCCGGAACGUCAUCAGUCCCAGAGCCUAUUUGAUGUGUCCUCUUCUGAUUCAACCUCGUACAACAACUAUGGCAGCCAAGAGCGCUGCUUAUUCCCCUUCAUGUCUGAAAUCUUUGAGUUUGCAUCCGCUGUUGAUCGAUUAGUUCCUGUUGAGGGAGAAUUAGUAACAUCCACUGAAGAGCAGCCGGCAUAAUCUGAUCUAGGACUAGGACCUGGCCCUGCGUGUGCAUUUAGUAGAAUAUUUCCUAGCGCUUUUUUCGGAUCUCUAGAAACAUACAGAUUUUAGGAUCUUCUAUAUCAUAUAGGUUGAACCGAGUCGGAGACUUAGCCUGAUAUUGCCAACCACUUCAGCCCGGAAGAGAUGCUCAUGUAACUCAUUCACAGGGACAAGGAAAGCUGUUCUAUGGCCACUCGGCGCUUCCGGGGAAUGCUUUUUAUGGUUUGGGGCGAAGAAAUAUGUGUUUUCGUAGGAGAGUUCAUCUGGUUCAGGAUUUGGCCAUAACAUCUGAGAAUGUGUAUACCGUCGGGAGUACAUGACCGCGGAACCGCCCUAUUCUUUUUCUUUUAUCAAAACUAUAUUCGCAUGGCUUAGAAUCUACUCUACUUACCAAUAGGGAUAUUCUGAUGGGACCGAGGAAUCGGAGUUCUCUCCUUUAGGGAGGAUUGAGAAAGUACACCUCCCGGAGCUAUUUGAUCAAGUGCCGAGCUGCUUUCGCUUUCGAUCGUAAAUGCUUCUGCCGUGGCAUCUACGAAACGACAAAGGAACAAGCAUUUUCGGGGACUAGCCGGAGAUUUCGUACCAAAAGAAAGGAAAGAUCAUUCUCCUCAUUUUCGAAUGAAUUAUUUAAAUUGCGUAUUUUAAAAAAGAAAAGUUUCCGAGCAAAGCGAGAAGCCACUUCUUGCCUAAGAAUUGCUCCACCCGCUAGAAAAUUGCAUCGCAUAUUUCGUGGAUUGAAAUGUCGUAUAUAAAUCUAAAAAGAAAAAUAGCAUACAUAAAUAACUAAAAUAGAAGCCGCGCGGCGCUCUUUGGACUUUUCAAACUGGGCUAAUGUUUCUGUGGUACUUCUUUCCCAUGCUUUCCGUUGGGCAACACCCAACUACACCUCUCUAUAGUUCUUCACUACUCGUACGGGAAGGUAAGAGGAACUUGCUUUUCUGGAGGGAAUUAUUGUUUGUCAAUCAAGAAUGCCUCAACUGGAUAAAUUCACUUAUUUCACACAAUUCUUCUGGUCAUGCCUUUUCCUCUUUACUUUCUAUAUUCCCAUAUGCAAUGAUGGAGAUGGAUUCCUUGGGAUCAGCAGAAUUCUAAAACUACGGAACCGACUGGUUUCACAGCGGGGGAACAACACCCGGAGCAACGACCCCAACAGUUUGGAAGAGAUUUUGAGAAAAGGUUUUAGUACCGGUGUAUCCUAUAUGUACUCUAGUUUAUUCGAAGUGGCAAAAUGGUGUAACGCCGUCGACUUAUUGGGAAAAGGGAGGAAAAUAACUUUGAUCUCUUGUUUCGGAGAAAUAAGUGGCUCACGAGGAAUGGAAAGAAACAUAUUCGAUUUGAUCUCGAAGUCCUCAUAUAGCACUUCUUCCAAUCCUGGAUGGGUGAUCGCUUGUAGGAAUGACAUAAUGCUAAUCCAUGUUCCACACGGCCAAGGAAGCAUCCCUCAACCCGAGAGAUCAACCGCCUGCGCCUUUGAUUUUAGGCCGCCGGCGGCGCAGAACGCACUAAUCCGCGACCAGCAAAGGCAUUCUUAUCAUUUGGUAGAUCCAAGUCCAUGGCCUAUUUCGGGUUCACUUGGAGCUUUGGCAACCACCGUAGGAGGUGUGAUGUACAUGCACCCAUUUCAAGGGGGUGCAACACUUCUCAGUUUGGGCCUCAUAUUUAUCCUAUAUACCAUGUUCGUAUGGUGGCGCGAUGUUCUACGUGAAUCCACGUUGGAAGGACAUCAUACCAAAGCUGUACAAUUAGGACUUCGAUAUGGUUUUAUUCCGUUCAUCGUAUCGGAGGUUAUGUUCCUUUUUGCUUUUUUUCGGGCUUCUUCUCAUUCUUCUUUGGCACCUACGGUAGAGAUCGGAGGUAUUUGGCCCCCAAAAGGGAUUGGGGUUUUAGAUCCUCGGGAAAUCCCUUUUCUUAAUACCCCUAUUCUCCUUUCAUCCGGAGCUGCCGUAACUUGGGCUCAUCAUGCUAUACUCGCGGGGAAGGAAAAACGAGCAGUUUACGCUUUAGUAGCUACCGUUUCACUGGCUCUCGUAUUCACAGGCUUUCAAGGAAUGGAAUAUUAUCAAGCACCCUUCACUAUUUCGGAUAGUAUUUAUGGUUCUACCUUUUUCUUAGCAACUGGCUUUCAUGGUUUUCAUGUGAUUAUAGGUACUCUUUUCUUGAUCAUAUGUGGUAUUCGCCAAUAUCUUGGUCAUCUGACCAAGGAGCAUCACGUUGGCUUUGAAGCAGCUGCAUGGUACUGGCAUUUUGUAGACGUGGUUCGGUUAUUCCCAUUUGUCUCUAUCUAUUGGUGGGGAGGUAUAUGAAGGAACGAAACAGUGAAUUGAGGAAUGAAAGCUGGAUCACAAAGAGAAUCGGGCUUUGGAAAAGAAUGACUGCGUCUUUAAUACUCCUUUAUAUUUGCUUAUACAAAAAAGUCUUUCCCACUGCCCUACCAAAUUUAUCUGUAUUCUGCCACAUAACUUCAGGGAUCGAAGGGAUUAUGGCAGAUCAUGUUCACCAAAAAAUGACCUACGAAUUUAUCUUUUGCUCUUUCAGAUUGUUCCUUUUAAUCGUAAUCAAAGAUCUUUUCUUGUCUCUCGUUUCUUUUCCGAACAAAUCGAAGAACCUAAUGGAUCGAA
Messenger RNA from Rosa chinensis, 3033 nucleotides. RefSeq names its product cytochrome c oxidase subunit 3. Gene Ontology annotation, biological process: mitochondrial electron transport, cytochrome c to oxygen. The record is from RefSeq and is a predicted model, not a curated record. Gene Ontology annotation, molecular function: cytochrome-c oxidase activity. NCBI's taxonomy places the organism in Eukaryota, Viridiplantae, Streptophyta, Magnoliopsida, Rosales, Rosaceae. Gene Ontology annotation, cellular component: mitochondrion; membrane.